AUGGUGAGGGCGUAUACUGUGGGUGCCUGCGGGUUCCCCUGCGCCGUGAAGGCGAUCCGGCGACAUUUAGUGAUGGUGACGGUGCAAGGGUUCGUGGACGCAAGACGUGUGACGUCGCCGGCGGACGAAAAAACUACGUUGCCCCUGCCGCGGGAGGAGGCUGAUGCACCUCUCCUGCAAGUGUUGAUAGAGCAGCGCUAUACUGGAAAUGAAGUAAUCAUUGCUACGAGAAGUCAGAAGGCACUCCGUGCAUAUGUUCUUUGCCUCCCGAAAGUGAAGGGGAAACUCACCACCAACGGGAAACUCAACGAGAAACGUCAUGAGGACGAGAAAGAUCAUGAGGACGAGAAAGAUCAUGAGGACGAGAAAGAUCAUGAGGACGGGACACGUAGCGAAGACACAGACAAGCCAAGUGUGCACCUUAUCUUUAGUUAUCCAAUCGGGUCUGGUCCUUUGGCGGUGAGUAUGGCACUGAAGCCUGGAGGCGAGGUUUAUUGCGCGCUGUUUUCUGACGACACCAUUGUAGUGUGGAAUUUAAUUGAGCAAGAGGUUCUAAGAAGGAUCAAACUAAGAAGGGAGAAGAUCAAGGAGAUGACGCAGCGUGACAGGUAUCGUGAGACUUGUCGACGUCGCGUAUGUCUUCCACAAAAGUGCUGGCAUUGCACAGACUUGAGGUUACGUGGUUUGGCCGGUUCGCUCGAUGAGGAAAAUUCUGCGGGAGUGCGUGCACUGAAUAGCGAGGCAUUCUGCGUAGUCAACUGGUGUGGAGACGACGAAGUAUUACUGGGAGGGCGCAGCUUGUGGUGUUUGAAUUUAGUUACGGGAUUGACUACUAGUAGAUGGCCGGCGACGAUGAAGGAGGAUCGUUACCGAAAACUUGUUCAUUUCGACCCUACAGAUGAUUUCGGUAUUACUGCUAUUGGCCUUCAUCCCAACGCACCUUGGUUAGUGGCUGUCGUGGCCUGUGCUACCUGCAAGGUGUACAUCUUUGACAUUCGGUCUCGUCCCUUGCUACCCCUAGCUACCUUACCCUUACCUGAUAAUUACCAGAUGGCCGGCAUCCAUACUGAAGUCAAAUGGGUCAUGUCGUAUGAAGCACUCUGGUACGAUCUUCAUCUCCGACUCAUUUAUAAACAACUUGCUCCAAGCUUCCCCUAUAAUCGAUAUUUCCGAUGUCCAGCAUCAUUUCCACCAUCGUUUCCAGUCCAGAAAAACAGAGGAAGCUUCCUGCUCCUUUCGGCAAACCAGAAUGACGCCCAGGGACUGAAAUUCAUGACCCCGUAUUAUGCUAUACCACCGCUGAAUAAGCUCAGCGGAUGGGCUGGCGAUCAUGACGAUGAAAUCGUGCCCUUUGGCUUCUGCUUGAAUGAAUAUAUGCCAUGGUAUUCCGGACAACAUUACGUCGUCAAUCUCAUUCGUCCCCCAGGAGACAUUGGUUUCUAUAAUGCUCUCAGAUACAAGAUCAACACCAUCACCGAAAUCGGGUACAUCAUACACUUAAAAAAUACAAUGCGCGAGGAUAUCGAUGCGCGACCAACCACAGGAGCCAGAAAAUGUGUUCACACUCUCUUGGAGUCCAUUGAUCGCUUAUAUGAGAGUCGAUCACUAGCAGAUCAAUCGAUCAUUCCUGCUGAGUCCGCUAGCCGGAUUGAGUUAACUCCACAAGAUGCCACAAUUGAAAAUCCACAUGAUGAUAGGUCACAUGAUGAUAGGUCACAUGAUGAUAGGUCACAUGAUGAUAGGUCACAUGAUGAUAGGUCACAUGAUGAUAGGUCACAUGAUGAUAGGUCGCAUGAUGAUAGGUCACAUGAUGAUAGGUCACAUGAUGAUAGGUCGGAAGACGGUAAUGUUGGGUCUAUGAUUGGAGAGACUCAAUUUGACCAAAUUUUCGGCAUGACCCAGGACGAAUUUGGUAGUGGACUGGUCAAUGGGAAUCGCGAAACCGGCAGUGGCGACGAACUUGCGGGGGUUGAUGAACAGCUGGUGAGCGGUUGUCUAGGAUCCUUGGAUGCGAUUUCCUUUCGACUGGACGACCACAGUUGGGCUGAUAAAUCCCUGGCGCCGAAUCCUCUAACCAUUCCCCGCGCUGUGUGCUGUUGCGGUUUGGAUAACGAUCCCAUGUUUCACACGUACCGUCCACCUGAAUAUGCUGACCCUAUCGGCCCCGUUAAAGGGACGUGGAAAAUCGAUCCUGCCAUUGUGGGCCAACCGGUUCACACAGCAACCAGUGUCAGCCUGUUGUAUAGACCACCACACGGGCAGUUCAAGAACAGCUCAACCGAUCUCCUUGAUUCAAUUCUGGGAGUGGGGGAAGACGCGAUUGGGGAACAACGGUCGUUUGCAACAGGGAAAGAAGAGGGGUCGUCCUCGUCGCAAGCGUCCGAGGCUGGAGAGGUAGACCGAGGAAAUAUAUGCACGGCUGAUCCAAGGCUGUGUCUGCGGGGUCCCUCGAGAGCGUCUAGAGGAGUGGUGAAGGAUUUAACGGAAAGCGGCCCAGACCCGAAGUUCAGGUUGACUGUAGGCGGGUUGGGCUUGCGGAUCAACGGCCAUCUGGUUAAUGCGGUCGUUGGCUCUUGGCCGGAGCAGUACAAACGAUCAUCGGCAAAUUCGUUCACUCCCCUCCUGGUGAAUGUGGAGGUAGGUACUGCAAAGCGUUGGGCUGAAAUAAAGACAACCACGUCCGCGACGAAUGUUAUUAUGGGCCAGACACAAGAGUUCGGGACGGAGGAACCAGAUGAGGAGCAAGAGGGUGCUGAAGGCAUAGGCGACGAUGACGGUGAUUAA
This is a messenger RNA of Gregarina niphandrodes, 2784 nucleotides long. RefSeq lists its product as hypothetical. The transcript has a single exon. Lineage: Eukaryota; Apicomplexa; Conoidasida; Eugregarinorida; Gregarinidae. The record is from RefSeq and is a predicted model, not a curated record. Bases 1 to 2784 code for a protein of 927 amino acids.